AUGAAUGUGAAUUUUCUGUCAGAUUUAGGGUACUAUAAAUUUCGUUAUGGUAACCCCGUUACCCGAAGAUCCCGGGCCGUGGCGGGGUUAGUCCCGCGCCGAGCGCCGCACGGGCCGGCCGUGUUAGUCAAUUGGCCGCAUGAGCGCGCCGUGCUAGCGCAGCGGGCGCGGGUGUGGUAUGCCCGCGCGCUCGCCAUGGCCCCCAUUCUGGCGGCCUUGGCGCUUCUCGCCCUUUUACCCGAUCGGGGCAUUUCCGCGCAACAGGCGUUCGCCGCGCCCGCGUUUGUUUAUCAAUCGAUGAGGUGUUGUGAGUGUGUCCCUUCCCCCAGGAUAGUCUGUGGUACGGUAAGGUCUACUGGGCCCGAUAUUGGGCCGACUGGAGCGUGA
Molecule: messenger RNA, 387 nt
Organism: Pieris macdunnoughi
Lineage: Eukaryota; Metazoa; Arthropoda; Insecta; Lepidoptera; Pieridae
Source: the annotation of a GenBank genome assembly